This is a messenger RNA of Colletotrichum aenigma, 978 nucleotides long. It is a transcript of the gene nirA-1, whose product is annotated as Nitrogen assimilation transcription factor nirA. The record is from RefSeq and is a predicted model, not a curated record. The transcript is spliced from 3 exons. Gene Ontology annotation, biological process: DNA-templated transcription. NCBI's taxonomy places the organism in Eukaryota, Fungi, Ascomycota, Sordariomycetes, Glomerellales, Glomerellaceae. Gene Ontology annotation, molecular function: zinc ion binding; DNA binding. The coding region runs from base 1 to 978 and encodes 325 amino acids.
AUGCCGGACGAAUGGAUAGAAAAAGGACUAGUCGCCGAGGCAGCCAAACAACGUCAACUCGAGGACUUCAACUACCGCGCUGGUACGCUAGACUUUGACGGUGUAGAUCCCGAGUUGGGGAUGCAUCUACUCUCUCUGCAUUGGAACCGCCAGCAUCACUCGUUCCUGCUGACGUACCGUCCGGCUUUCAUGAGAGACAUGGCGUGUGGCGGGCCUUACUUCUCGAAGAUACUGCUGAAUGCCAUCUACUUUGGUGCGUCCAAGUUCAGCCCUCGUCGAGAGGUCCGAAGGGACCCCAACGAUGUGCGGACGGCCGGCUGGGCAUUCCGCGAGCGCGUCCGCAAAUUACUCGGCGAUGCGCUGGACAGUAGUGACAUAACCACAAUUCAAGCGUUGCUGGUUAUGACAAACUCGCUGUUUGCGCUCGGUGAUGAGAGAAGCGCUGCUUGGUUAUACGCAGGGCUGGCGUUUCGCAUGAUCAUCGACUUGGGUAUGCAUGUAGAUGCGCCGGGUCUUGGUAUCACACGGAAAUUCUCUGAUGAGGAUCUCGAAAUACGGCGUAGGGUCUUCUGGGGAGCUUUUGUUGUCGACAAGAUCCAAAGCCUCUAUCAAGGUCGCCCUGCUUCGUUGAAAGAGUCUGACACUCUAGUUCCCAUCAAGUUUCUCGACACCUUCGAAGAGUUCGAGAAUUGGGCGCCGUUCGCCUACUCAGCUCAGAACAACAGCUAUCCUGGUUCGCCUGCCUACAGUGUAUCGACCUUCACCCAUCUGUGUAGGCUGUCAGUUGUCAUGAGCGACAUUUUGAGUUGCAUCUACACAGAGCGAGCUUUUGACAAAAGCCCCCAAGAGCUAUCUACCAUGCUUGAGAAUCUCAGCUCAAAGCUCGCAGCGUGGAAAGAUGCCCUGCCAGCCCACCUAAUAUUCGACCCCAAAAGCAGCACCAGAGUUCCUCCCCCGCAUGUGCUCAGCCUACAGUAA